This is a messenger RNA of Cyprinus carpio (common carp), 2139 nucleotides long. RefSeq lists its product as uncharacterized. The record is from RefSeq and is a predicted model, not a curated record. NCBI's taxonomy places the organism in Eukaryota, Metazoa, Chordata, Actinopteri, Cypriniformes, Cyprinidae.
GUUAUUAAGAUCCUUAAAGUUAAUUAAAAUGACUAAACUUAUUUCGUCAAAAAUACAUUCUAUCCUUACUUACUUUUUUCAAAACAAUCUACAGCAGGGAUGGGCAACUGAUGGGCCCCGCAGUGUCUUAUAGUACGGCCCGCUGAAUCAUAUUAGACUCGUAUGAUAAAUUUUAAAACAUUUGAAAAGCAAGUCACGUAAAGAUUGUUUUCAGUUUAUGAUGUUAAUACUAUCUCCAUCCAGGAGAGGUCGCUAGUUUCCAGCCGCUCCCUGUAUUAAUUUCAGCUUAGUAAGGCGUGCACCCUAAUGUAAACAUUCACUAGCAUUAGCAAAUAAUAAAUGAAAAACUGACCAUGACUACAGUAUUUUAUAUGUUUGGAUUGUUUGGAAAUAUGUAUUUUAUUUAAAUCGCCAUCACACCACUGCUCACAAACGACUAGGACGCCAGAGUUGCACUUGACUCAAAUUUCAAAGGCCAUGUAUGCAGUUGUUACCUUGCAGGACUCAGAUGAGGUGAUGGUGGUACCAUCAAAUUGGGUGAGCCUAGACAAGAGACACUGUUACUGGCCUCCAUUCAAAUCCACAGAGAAGUGCAUGGAAGCUGUUCAGCACAAACCUAACCCUGAAACAGAAGGCAAACCAUGGGAGAAACUACACAUUAUCUUUCUCGGAGAAUAUGACACUUUUGAGAAGGCAAAAGAGGGGCAAAAAGAAAUCAAAGAAUAUGAAGAAUUGUCAAAUCCAUUAAAGAAUGUAUUACCUGGAAUAAAAAGACAGAGACUUGAUAGCACUCAAGAAAUGUCAAAUAAUCAGCUACAACCACUUCCUCCAGUAACACCUGCAUCAACAUCCAGAAUGUCAGCUGAUGACAAGGUUGAAAUCCUUCAAAUGAUGAGAGACGUCAAGAGCAAGGUUCAGCAAAACUCUACCUUGUUAAAAAAAAUACUCAAAGACAAUACGGUUUCUGAAGCCCCCAGAAGUACAUGCGUGCCUUCAAAAAACAUAAAACUGCCUCUUAGAACCUUUGAAGAUGUGGCCAGGACUGAAAUGGAGCUCAAGAACACAACAACACGCAAAAAAUAUGUAAAAUAUUUGUCAAAGCUUGGAGGUUUUAUUUCCAAGGACGUGAUUAAGAAUAUUAUGCAGCAAGUCUUAACAGAUGAUCUGGCUAUGCAGUUCAACUGGCAGGGGAGAGGAGAUAAAAAGGCCUUCUCUAAACUUAUUUUAACAGAUGUGAUCAGAGAUGCUGCAUUAGCUCGAAAUGUAAACAUGGGUCACUGUGAAACUGAAAUAAAAAAAUAUUUGAGUUACGCAGCUUGUCGGAUGAAACUAAGAGAAAAAGGAGGUCCUGGGCAUGCGAUUCCAAAUGUGAUUUCUACCUCGAUGAUGGACAACCAGCCAGAGAGGGAAAUACCUUUGAACAUUUUUGUAUAAUGAGUUUUAAAUAGGGAUGCACUCAUACUACAUUUUCCAAAACGAGGUUGAUACCGAUACUUUUUGGUACUUGCAGAUCUAGAGUACUGAUACCUGUAUUUUCAUUAGGCUUUGUUCAUUUAGCAAAUUUCCUUCAGUUAUUUUCAUAAUUAUGCUCAUUAAAAUGUAUUCUACAAGCUUUUGUUACUUUCACUUUUUAUUUUUUAUUUGCUCUAUGGUACGUCAUAUUUAAUUUAAGAUUACAUUAGAGCUGCUCCAGCGGCUCAGUAGGUACUGUAACCACAAGGUGUUUUCCUGUAAUAAUGUAAGGAAUCACUCCUUAAAUAUUUUAACAGUGAUAAAAAUAUUUUCUGAAAUGUAAGUCACAUUUUUUAUCAUCUGAAACAUGCUGUGACUUAUAUUCCAAAGAGACUCAUAUCAUGCAUGAUUAUCAAUCAUAGGUCAUGUAGACCCACUUGCACAUUAAACAUACAUUUGAGAAAUUUAUUUCAAUUUGACAUUAUUACAUACUUAAUGAAUUGUCAUGUUUUAAGGAAUGGGCACCGCUGUAGUUUCAGGGCCCCCUCAACAUCAUAUUAAACAAAAACUAAAAUGUGUAUAAAUUAUUGUAAAUAUUUUUUUUUUAAAAUAGCCUAUAUCUGUCUUUUCCAAUGUUUCAUCAAAUUGCAUGUGAUUUCACUCAAAAUAAACCAGAAAUGCAGAUGA